This is a messenger RNA of Actinia tenebrosa (Australian red waratah sea anemone), 1360 nucleotides long. Its product is annotated as transmembrane protein 187-like. Lineage: Eukaryota; Metazoa; Cnidaria; Anthozoa; Actiniaria; Actiniidae. Gene Ontology annotation, cellular component: transport vesicle. The record is from RefSeq and is a predicted model, not a curated record.
CCACUGACUACAUUCAUCGCAGGUUCAAGCAUGGCGGACGACAAGUGAUUUUCAGUGUUCCAGCGUCUUCCAGCAUAUCUUCCAAUGUCAUGCUACUAAGAUGCCUGUUUUACGUCCUAAUACCCUUAUCGUUGGCCUUCAUGAUAACAUGGAUCAAAGUUUUAGAUCGUGCCAAGGUAGAACUAGGCCUGCAACACUACGCAGAGAAAGGAGAUCCAACUUCCUUCCUCAAAAUGCCGGCCAAUGCUCUUGUGAACUUUGGUUACAGCAUCAUAGGAAUGUACUGGAUUAUCUUCACUAGAAGGAGUGAGAAAAAGCUUGGAACAGAAGUGUUCUUCUAUUAUAUUUUUUCUUGGAUGUCUGUAUGUUACGGGUUUGUCCAGUUUGGAAGGAUAGUCUCCCAGACUAAAAUGUUUGCCAUUAUUGACCAAUGGGUGACUCUUCCUUUCUUCGCCUGGGUCGUCUGCUGGAAUGAGUUUGUUUAUCGCCAGUCGUUAUGGCAGUCAAGCCGAUUUUCAUCCUACAUGCGCAUGUCUUUUUUUAGCUAUUUUUGUGUCUUGUUACAUGAAUAUGGUUUUGAGUUUGUACUGGGAUUACACAUCUUGGCGGCCAUCAUCUACACCAUUCGCACACAGGAUCGUGUUGGAACACAACUUUCAAUAAAAUAUUUUUGGUUUGCUAUUCUUUGCUGUACAGGAUUUGUUUUUCUUAAGCUAGGGGAUCAUUAUUUAGGUCAAUUUUCUUACUUUCAAAGAUUUAGCGGCCAUUUUUGGUCAAAAGUUUGUGACAUAGGCCAGGUACAUUUCGUAUGUAAGUACUUCCAGAGUCUUCAGAUCAUUCCAAAAGAAAGUAAAGGUGUGAGUAAAAGAUUAAGGAAAAAAUAUUGAAUGAGAGAAAGGCUGUAUGACACGUAGACUGUUUAUGACUUGCCUUCUGAGUCCUCUCAAAUCUGUCAUCUUAAACAAAUUGUAGCUCAAGUUUUCCCCCCUACCCUUUGCAUGCUUGUAAAUGAUUCCCAUUCACUUCACAAGAGGGUUAGUAGAGACUUUGGUUCUUAUGACAUUAUUAUUUUGUUCACACUGCAGUCCAUUCACAGUGUUAGCCAAUCACAAUUUGGAAUGAAAGUUUGAGCUAACCAGGAGAGCAUAGUCAGCAGCAUAUUGACCUCGGCCAAUCAUGUUUCAUUCCCACUGCCGGUAAACGUUUGUCACAAUUUGUUUGUGUGGUUAUGAUUGGCUCAUGCUGGAAUGCUUAGAUUUUAUCUUCAUCAUGAUUGGUUAACUUUGUAGUAAAAUAGGUUGUGGUUGAAAUAUCUGUACAAUAUUUCAGGGAAAUURAUAAACUUCAGACUUAACAUGUA